Molecule: messenger RNA, 823 nt
Organism: Lactuca virosa
Lineage: Eukaryota; Viridiplantae; Streptophyta; Magnoliopsida; Asterales; Asteraceae
Source: the annotation of a GenBank genome assembly
AUUCAUAGCUAAAAUGGCGUCGACCUCCGCCGUCGAGACGUUGUCGGUAAGGAAGGAAUCUCCAAAUUGGCUGGACAUGCCUCACGAACUGAUGGCAGAUAUACUUCAAAGAUUGCGUACAGCGGAAAAACUCAGGAGCGCAGGGCAAGUAUGCAGAACGUGGCGAAGAAUUUGCAAGGAUCCGGCGAUGUGGAAGGUCAUCGAUAUUAACAAAUGGCAGGAUGGUUGUGAUACGAAUCAGAAUCUCGAGAUGCUGAUUAAGCAGGCAGUCGACCUCAGCUGUGGGGAACUGAUAGAUAUCAGUAUCGAGGGCUUUUGCACCGAUGAUCUCCUUCAUCACAUUGUGCUACGCUCAAGAAAGCUGAAGCGUCUUUCCCUUCGGUGCUGCUUUGAUAUGACGAGCAGUGGGCUGAGUAGGGGAGUCAAAAGGGUACCACAUGAGUUGGAGAAACUUCACAUUAAUUGUCCCUAUAUGCAAGCAAAAGACAUUGAAGUUAUUGGACGGAAUUGCUCUCAGCUCAAGUCCUUCAAAAUAUGUAUGAUAACCAGAAAGCCGUUCAUCAUAUAUACAUGUGAUGAUCAUGCUGUUGCCAUUGCAAACAACAUGCCCGAGUUACGCCAUUUACAGAUUUAUGGUGAUGAGAUGACAAAUGAUGGAUUGGAGGCCAUUCUUAACGGAUGCCCUCACCUUCAAUCCCUAGACAUUUAUAUGCGUUGUAGAUUUAAUCUUGAUGGAAAUUUAGUACAAAGGUGCGUGGAACGGAUCAAAGAUUUUAAGCACAGCUGAUCAACAUAAUACAAUGAUGACUCUGAUGAUUAUAUG